AUGGAGCUUAUCCUCAUGUUAGACACUCGACUUACGGAAGCUCGCAACCACGAAAGGCGACUCGCACGCAACCUGGCGGGUACAACUUUGGACUUUCGGGAUGGAGAAGCAAACUCCCCGCUAAUGUUUCUGCAACAGACGCCCACAGUGAAAUCCGGCACGAUUUCUCCUCCCAGGGUCGAUUUGCCAAAGUUCUACGGCAAUGAAGAAGAGUUUCCCGAAUUUUGGGCAGUGCACGAGACACUUGUACAACAACACGAAGCUGACAGAUAUUGA
This is a messenger RNA of Necator americanus (New World hookworm), 276 nucleotides long. RefSeq lists its product as uncharacterized. The record is from RefSeq and is a predicted model, not a curated record. The transcript has a single exon. Bases 1 to 276 code for a protein of 91 amino acids. Lineage: Eukaryota; Metazoa; Nematoda; Chromadorea; Rhabditida; Ancylostomatidae.